Molecule: messenger RNA, 858 nt
Organism: Clonostachys byssicola
Lineage: Eukaryota; Fungi; Ascomycota; Sordariomycetes; Hypocreales; Bionectriaceae
Source: the annotation of a GenBank genome assembly
AUGGCUGAGCAAGUCAACUAUCAGGAAUCCCCGUCUCAGGACGCUUCUUCACUGUUCUUCCUGUCUUUGGGCGAUCACAAUCCGACGACCAUCAUCUUACUCCAUGGCGGCUUAUCGUGCCAUCUGGAAUGGAGUGAAGUAGUCCCUCAUCUGGUCGGCCGUUACCAUAUACUCCUCCCGGAUCUGCCUUCCCACUCAGCGUCAAGACACAUUAAGCUUGUGUCGAUUGAGGACGUGGCCAACCGUGUGGCCGACCUUAUUCGAACGCACGCCCACGGCUCGAGAGCGCACGUCGUUGGGCUGUCUAUGGGUGGCUUUAUCGCCCAGCGACUAGCAAUCGAGCACCCUUCACUCGCCAUGUCGCUUUUCGUCACUGGAGCAGAACCAUACAGAGAGGGUUUACGGUUGACUAUUGCCCAUCAGCCGGUACUAGUGUUUUGCGUGGUUUGGCUGAUACUUUUCCUCCCGGAUUGGCUGUAUUGGACGUAUGCGUCGUGGAUUGGGUUUCGACGCCACGAGGCCUUGUUGGUGGAAAUGCGCAAGAACUGCAGCCUAGAGAUGCUGCGUAAUGAGUUUGGGUCUAUUGUUCGGUAUAAACUAUCGGACGUGAAGAGGAUCCAAACGAGGGCGAUCACUGUUGCUGGGGGAAAGCAGGACGAUGUCGCUGGCACCGCGUUAGUGGGCGAUGCAUUGAGAGAAAGAGCCAUUGAAGGUUCUGGGUCGAGGUCUAUGUCGAGAUCGGUUGUUGUAAAACAAGCCUUGCACGCCUGGAAUCUUCAAUAUCCAGCUCUCUUUGCCGCGGGCAUCCUUGCAUGGAUUGAGAAUACGGCUCUUCCCGAGGAAUUCCAGGAUAUCUGA